AUGAAGUUCGCCAUCUCUACUGCUGUCCUCUACCUCGCAGGCCUUGUGGCUUCAGCCAGUGUUCUCCCUUGCCAGUCCUGCCUGCAAGCUACAAGGUUCGGCAUCCUCACCGUCUCAAGCCCGACUGGUGCUACUUCAUACAACCCAGGCGACGAUAUUCACAUCAAAGUUGAUCUCACCUGCACUGUCAACUAUUUUGGCAUCGUGCCCACCUAUCUCAACUACACCAUCGUAGUCCCCGCAUCCGAGAAUAAUGGCCACGAGCCCCCCAUUGUGCUAGCGCAUCACAUGAUUCUGGCUGGGUCUCUUUCGGAUGAGUUCUCAACUCAGAUCCCAUAUGCGUUCUAUUUCUCUGGCACACCAUACACUGUCGUGUUCACAAACACUUAUCCUAUCAAUGGCACCGACGGAAGUCAGGUGUUGAUACAGGGGGGAUUAUCGCAGGUCACGGCUGUCGCGCCACCUUUCUUGGGCUGCGUCAUAGUGGCUACCGACAAUGUCAUAACACUGAGCUGGGUUUUUAUACUCAUCUGGGAUACACUCUCUCUCUUCUUGAUGGUCAUUCCUGCUGCGAAGGCAUAUAAUUUUGGGAGUGGAAGUCAGUCGGUGUUAUUCAAAACUAUUUACAGCAAAGGGAUUACAUACUACUUCUACAUGUUUGUUCUCUCAACUGUAAACCUCCUUCUGAGCUGGAAUAUAUUGAUUCCUGCCCCUUAUCAGUUCCUCGCAGUAGGAAUGUCCCGUUCCUUGCACGCGGUCUUCACGAGUCGAGUUCUGUUGCACAUCCGCGCCCAGAGCAGUCGAACGGAAACAUACAGACCUGAUGAUAGCUUUCAACUUCUCGAAGACAUGGGACCCCGAAAGCCGAUGCGACUCCAGAGGGCGUCGGUCGGCCUGUGCUUCAAAUUCCCGUCGAUGUCCCGCAACACACCUGCAGCGCGUUCCAACUACAUUUCCAGCUAG
Cyclocybe aegerita is the source of this 963-nucleotide messenger RNA. The record is from the annotation of a GenBank genome assembly. Lineage: Eukaryota; Fungi; Basidiomycota; Agaricomycetes; Agaricales; Hemipholiotaceae.